AUGAAAAGCGAUAAAAUGUGUGAGUUUAAACCAAUUUUCGUGUCUAGAAAACUCUUUCAAUUCUAUUUUCCUUCAUAAUAAACUAAUCUCUUGAUAAAUAAUCAUGUUGCAAGAUGUCAGACAAUCUCUCAGCACGUUGGAAUCGAAUCCUAAUGACAACCAACAAAGAUACAUCAGAAGAAGUGGUUAUCGCCAGAUCGAGUUAUGAUGAUUUCUCGCAACCAACCGCUUGGCGAUCAUAUGAAAUUGUUUGCGGUGAUCGAGUUUUGUAAGUUUUCCUGCUAGGAUCACAAGGAAGUCUUAUAUAAUUUGACGCGAUGGAUAAUAUGCUGCAGAAAUUUGUUUCUGAGUCCAGUUCUGAACAUGAGUUAUGACGUGGUAAAGGUGGAAACAUUGUGACCAGCUAUGAUUAAAAGUCGAUUCUAUUGAAAUUUAACAAAGCGUUAUCCGGAUACUUAUCCCAGAUACUAGUAUUACAUAAGUAAAGCAGGAUUUAAGGAAAUCCGAUAUUUUUUGCAGAAAAGUACGUACUCUGUAGAAUAAUUGAACAAAGCUGGGCUAAUUGAUACUCAUGAAAAUGACCUUUGAACCUAGGAAUCUUAGUAAAAUCACAAAUUGAAAUUAGAUGCUGAGCUGAACUCUGAUUUUGAUUUGCGAUAUUUCAAAGUUGGAAAAUGUGCGAUUUUACUAGGAUAACUAGAUUCAAGCGUCGUGAAAAUUACAUGACAAUCUAAUAACCUCUCUUUGUUUAGCGGACGGACUUCCUUUAAAUCAUUUGAUAUCUUUUAAAAUCACAUUUUCGAACUCAUAACUUAUAUGCAGAGUCGAACUCAUGAGCUAAUUAUUGCGUCAACACCACCGUUUUUCAAAACCUAUAAUCACCCCAUGAAAGUCCUUUGUUAUGUACUUUUUAUCAAUUAAUCAAAUAUUUUUCAGUUAUGUGAACGCUGGUUGGCUCGCCGAAUUGUCGCCAUAUUUUGCCGACAUCAUAUUCACACGGAAACCCACUCCAAAACGCUAUCAAUUGGAAGGAUCCUCACCGGUCGAAGUGCUCGAAUUCUUGCGAUGCAUCACUUUUUGCCCAAUGAGAAAACCAUUGUCGGUGAAGAAUGUGUCGUUGGUUUUAACUUUUGCCAAUCGUUUCGAAAUGCGUCCAGUUCAAGCGAGAUGUGAGCAUUUUAUUGCAUGUAAUGCGCAAACAUUGAGUCGUGAUAAAGCCAAAUUGUUCCAGGUAACUCUAAUUAGUUAAUUACUUUCAAAAAAGUCAUUUUCUUUUCAGGUAACAUGUGCAAUGUCUCAAUGUGAUCCAAAUAGUUCAACAAUGUCAGUGCUUGUUGAUAGAUUGGCUGCAAUUAAGGUUGUUGUUUUUAUGAGAAGGCUUAUUCAAAAAAAAUUAAUUUAAAUAAAAUUUUUAGGAUGAUGAUUUAUCUCGUCUUCAAUUUGCUGAUAUGCCAGGAGAUGUUGUUGCAGAAGUUUUUGCUCAGAAGAUUCAACGGAGCAAAGAGAAGAAUAACAGACGUAAUCAAAGCGAUUCGGGUUGCUGCGUUUUGUAAGUUGUUUUUUUUUGAAAAAUACUGGAAAAAUAUUGAUUGUUUGGCAAAGUUGACAAAUAUUUGAAAGAAUUAAAAUGAUACGUCACAGAUACAUUUUUUAGUGAAAAUUUCGAUCAAUUCUCCUAGUUUUAAUAAAAUUUCAUAAUUUUCAUGAAAAUGUAGAGCUAGGAAAUAAGUAGGACAUAUAAAGAGUAUAAUUCUUAUUUUUCGAAAUCAAGCUCAACGUAAUUUUUGUAAAGAAACUAAAAAUUCCAGGAUGAUCAGAACGAUUUGUAAAAGUUAAAAAAAUGAAAUAUUUAAAACAGACAUAUUUAAAAUCAAAAUGAGGAGUUUGAAAGUACCACGUUAUAGGUCACGCUUUGUGAGAAAAUGAUCGAAUAUGUUUUUUUUUUUCAAAAAAUACCGUUUUUUUCGUUCAUGAAUAAAUAUUUCCUGAAACAUUUUGAUAUAAUUUUUAGAUAAAUUUUUUAAUAUUGAGUCAAUUGAAUUAAAAAUGAUUCAAAAACGUCUGGAUUUUAAAUUGAGAAGCAUUCCUUCAAACUCAACAAUAUUUCAUCACUAUAUUUUUUUCCAGGUCAAUGUUCCGUUCUUUGUUCCGUCGUCGUCAUUCUCGCAAUCGUACUCUAUCAACACUUCCAAUCGAUCAACAAUCAACAGUUCCAGCUCACUGA
Caenorhabditis angaria is the source of this 2224-nucleotide messenger RNA. The record is from the annotation of a GenBank genome assembly. NCBI's taxonomy places the organism in Eukaryota, Metazoa, Nematoda, Chromadorea, Rhabditida, Rhabditidae.